Molecule: messenger RNA, 2724 nt
Organism: Chara braunii
Lineage: Eukaryota; Viridiplantae; Streptophyta; Charophyceae; Charales; Characeae
Source: the annotation of a GenBank genome assembly
AUAUAUAUAUAUAUAUAUAUAUAUAUAUAUAUAUAUAUAUAUAUAUAUAUAUAUAUAUAUAUAUAUAUAUAUAUACAUUCUGAUUGCCUACUCCUGAUUUCAUGCUUGUCUGACUCUCGGCACUAUGCAGACCCUGACAUUCACAAUGUCAGCAACAGGCGAAGACGCUGUCCCCGCUCGAUCGUCGCCCAUUGCGGCAUUUCCGCAGGGGACGCCCUAUGCUCGUCAAAGCGUCGAUCGAUCUCCAUGUGCAGCGCAGGGGUUGUUGGGCGUUUCACCGCAGAGCGGUGGUCCGGAGGUCCGGUUAGGGAAAAGGCGACGUGGUAGCGUUUCGCAUGCGACUGCCGGCAUCGUCGGCCCGGGCGUGACACCCAUUUCGCCUUUCGCUGGUGUGUUGGGGGCUUCUCCACCGGGUGUGCCCGCGGUUCGUGACGCAGCCGCGUAUGAAGGCGUGUUUGGUGGUCCGUUGCUGCCAUCCCCACUACUGCCUAGACGGCUGGACUAUGCGGCCACGAUUCCUUCAGCACCUGUAUGGUCACAUGCGCUGACCCCGCCAUGUCCCGCUGGAGGCGCUUCUCUUUCAGGACAUCGCAGCGACGCUUGGCGUUGUCCUACCGUUUCACGUCCACGAGUCGUCGGCGCGGCGGCCGGUUCGUCUCAAUUGCCGCCUCAGUCUUCCUUUGUCGCUCCUGAUUCCACACCUCCGGUUGACGAUGUCGAUAACUCCGAGGCAGUCGGUGGCACGCCGUAUUCGGGCGGCAACAGCAUCGUGCGUGUGUGUGUGCGGGACGCGUGUUGGAGGCGGUUGUACGCUCUCCGCGAUGCUAUGUUCGAUGUGGGUGACCAUCGCGGACCGGUCAGCGACGUUAUUGAUCGGCUGCUCCACUGGUCCUUGCCAGCCAUCUGUGCGGAGUUUGGUGUCAGGGUAGCAGGUGUGAUUUCUUCGUCGUUGCCAUCUCGGGUGUGCGGUCGAGAUUUCACAUUGCGUUAUAUGCCAGGAGAUUCCGGUGCUGACGACGUUCAGGGGGGUUCGCAGGGUUCAGCGAGCGGAGGGUUGGGGGAGUCGCAGGAUGGAUCGCAGAACUCGUUCCUGUCGUCGCGUCGUGCAUCACAACGCAGUGACAGAGGGCGCGGUAGACCCCGCAGCGCGGGUCGGUACACACCGACACCUACCCGGCCGCAGAUGUGGUGGGACAGUUGGGAAGGUGUUGACCAGUGUGGUCCUAGGCCUGAAAUUGACCGUGCCAGUGUUGAGGAGGCGAUGGCAUUGUGGAGUGGACCGACGGCGCCAGAUGUUGUGUUUCUGGAGUCGGUCAAGCUCCUUCAAUUGUUGGCCAUAUUUCAUCUAUAUUGCCCGUGGCACAAGGGUUCGUGUCGUGUGUCUGUGAAGUCCGUCUCCUAUCCAGCGCAGCUCUGUAAGCUGAUGUUCGUAUGCGACAAGAAAUACAAAUGGACGUGGCACAUGGCACACGUGACCACGAACGUCUACCAAUCGCGACUGCAGCAACAACUCUUUCAUGCGACGGUCACCACCGGCCUUACGUUCACGCUCCUUGACAACUUUUGUGUUGGUUUAGGGAUGCACUCAGUGCACAAACCCACGUUCUACAAGUUUAUGCGCACAGAACCGGGGGAGGCGGAGGGGUGGAAUGCCAAGGUCGUACGGCAGGGCAUUAAAUAUUGCAGGCUUGUCAUUGACACUGUGAUGCGUCGUGGUGAGUCAGUGACAUUAAUGGUCGAUGGUCGAUAUGACUCUGCCAGAAGCGCGCAGCAUUGCACUGUCACCGCGAUGGAGUACGAGACUCGGCUUGUUUUUAUGCAGUUCACGAAGAAGCGGCUGAUGGAGGCGUUGGAGCAGCGUUUCAAACCUGGCGUCCUCACACCUAUUGAGGAGCGGAUGAAAAAAUCGAAUUCUGUCGCUGUCGUCAUGCGGAAGAUGUACCCUUACGGAUCGAUGUCGAACGCUCGAGCGUUGGAGACUGAUCCUGACGGCUUGACAUUGUAUCAUGCGCAUGAGGUUGGGAUGUGGUUCCUCCGCGCUUGUCAGCUGUGCAGGGAGGAGGGUGGAGACACCAGCAGUCUACACCGCGACAUCAUGUUGGUCGCCGAUCAUUGGGCUGGUGAUCAUUCGAGAUGUGUCGGCGGUAGGGAGGUUCUGUGCGAGAAGGCCGGUGGGCCUGCACGAUUGCCUUUGUAUAGCCGCACGGACACGGUCUACGAACUCGUUCUACGUGUUCUCGGAAAACAAUGCAGCACUAACAUCACGCCGUACUACGUCGAGUUUCGGCACACAUCGGCGGUUGAGACUUUUCAGGGCACCAUCAUCAUCUAUGCGAAGAAGUCGGUGCAUUUCGGGAAGUCUUACUGUGCGCGUUUGUCGAUCGCCAUGAUUCGGUGGAACAGUCACUGCUGGCGCGACCCAGUCGGGUAUGUUGCUCGCAUAGCUGCGGACACUUCCAUACGUCCGAGACCAGGCUUCCGUCGACACUACGGUCAGGAGGGGAUCGACUCUUGGCAGGACAGGUUAACGGCGUCCGUGUUCGGUUCGGCUCGUGUUUCGGACUGGGUUUGAGAGCUUUUGCGACAUGAGGUUUGUCCUUAUGGAGUCGGGCCAUUGCCGCGCGAUCUGUUCGUCAACGGUGGGGGCGACCCAGUGGAAGUCGUUGAUGAUGAUGCAUCCGGUUCCGACCAUGAAGCGAUGGGGGAUAAAUGUGUUUUCAUCAU